UCUAGCUGUGAAAUGUAAUUCAUUUCCAUGUCAUUCCAAAGCCAUAUGUCAAGAUACGGCAACCUCACAUACAUGCACUUGUAGAUCUGGCUACAGCGGAGACGGCACGGAAAAUUGUUUUGGUGAGUAAUAUUAUAGAAGUGUUGUUAAUGGAGUCAAAUCACUUGAUGAAAAAUUAAUUUUUGAAAUCUAGUGUCAGUCUAUGAUGGUUUGUUUCUAUAGUAUCAACUAUGUAUUCUUUGCCAAUUUCUUACGUUGCUUUGUAGAUGCUGACGAGUGCCUGGAGGAUUCUGGUAUUUGUAAAGCAGGAUAUAAAUGUCAGAACACCGCUGGUUCCUAUACCUGCAGACCAGGUAAAUAACAAAAUUCUCCAACUCAAUGCGCUGAUCUGCAUCAGACGUAUGCGGACUUUAGUAAUUUAAAGCCUGGUUGCAAAUUGCAAUAACAUUGUUGCUCGUAGUACUGUUGCAUAGUUGAUAUAUGAAACGCAAUCUCAAAAAUUAUUCUGGGUUUUUUUUCUCGCUUUUUAUCUCAAGGUGUGGGAUAUCGUUGUCGGUUGAGAAUCGUCGCCAUUUUUACAAUAGAUUUGUAUGACAGAUAUAGUGUGACGUUCAUACUCUAUCGAACCAGACUAAGAAGUGCGGUGGGUCGUCGUUUUGUAUAUUUUGCAGAUUGCAUCAAAAACAGAAACUUAAUUGAUGAAAUUUAAUACGUUCAAAAUUAUUCCAAAUAAUCCAGUUUCAAAUCUAUAAACUACAACCUGCUGUAUACAGCUAUUUCAAUUAAGGUUGUCUCCCGAGCAAAGCGGAAAAGUCGAAUACGAGCGCGAAAGGCUGCUGGUAUUCGCUAAUAAAUGAAUGAAUUUUUUAGCGAUUCCCAGCAGCCUUUCGCGCUCGUAUUCGACUUUUCGGCUUUGCUCGGGGGACAACCUUAAUUGAAAUAGCUGUAUAUUUCUGACAGCUAGAAUUUUCUUCCAUCAGAAUUUUUUUCCACUUCUGGUUUCUUCCUGAAGUAACACCGAACCAAGAAGGUUUACAUCCCUGUGAUCAAACCAUAACUCUUGUGGCAUCCUUCGCAGUUUUCACGCAUAUAUUUUUAUCCCUCUCAUAUUUUUUAUAGUGUAACAGAGCCUAUAGUAAUAAUCCGCAAUAUAUUGGUAUUAUCGUCCACGGAUUCAGGUAAAUACAGCUUUUCAUCUUUUAUCCAGCCUGCCAACCAGCCAGAUGCCGGCAGUUAGAUUGCCUGCCAUGCAGCGAGAUCUGCAAGCCAUGCGGGCAGUUGUCGGUCGGUCAGCCUGGCAGCCAGCAAGCCUCGGUCAGCCUACUAGCGAACCAUGGAGCCAGAUAUCGGUUGGUUGGUUGGUUAUCAACCUAUCUGUCCAUGCAUGUAUAAUUUAUUUAUUUAUGUAUUUAUUCAGUCCUGGCAGCGUUAAUGCAAAUGUGACAGUACUUUUCAAGGAGCCAACAACAGCACCGCUAGAAGAGAUUGAACAAGCCGUUUCAAAUGGAACGUUUGGGGAUCUUAAUGUGUCUUCAGUCGUUCCCUUGCCUUCAGGUAAAUUUUAACUAUUGUUAUCAUUCAGUCGGUCAUUUGGUAAGUCGGUCGGGGAAUCAGUCCGCCAGUUGGUUGGUAGCUCUGUGACUAGUUAGUUAGUUAGUUUAGUCCACCAGUCAUUCACCGAUUGCAAUCAUUAUAAAUCAAUCAUACUUUUUAUUUUUUCUUAGAUGACGAUUCAAGUUUUUUUGGUAGGUCCAUUUUUAGAAUUUUUUUGUUCUUUCUGGGUACGUUGGAUGUUGAGUGAAAUAUGCAGUGAAUUUGUUGUUUUUAAAUAGUUUUGAAAGAAGAUGUGAAAACGGUGAAAUAUUUAAUACAGGCAGUCAUGAUUGUUCUUCCAGUGUCGAUCCUUAUUGCGACCUGUUUGUUGAUUGCAGCAUUGGUCAAAAUGUAAGUAAACGUUUUCGACCAAACCUUUGAUCAUCUGAGUUGCCAAAUUCCGAAGGAAAUAUGUCCGCGUGGGGAACGAGACCACUGAUAUUCGCCCCCCCCCCCUAGUUUCCUGAUCAGUGAGGCCAAAUAUCCUAGGAAACAGGGAAAGCGAGGGGGGGGAGAUCAAGUUUAAGAGGGACCAAAUUGGUACAAUGGAACUAACGUGAAUUAAAACAUUCCUCCUUAGAUACACUACACCAAAAACACCACCAAGAUCAGUGGAAAAAAAUUCUUAUAGUAUGUAUAAUACAAUAACUACACCGUCUCGACCUGGUGAUAGAUCAAACAUGAUGAGGUUCUAUUAUUACGAACGAGAUGCUAUUUUUAAUGAUUAAAACACCGAUAAUAUUUAUGAACCAUGCACAGUCAUAUCUCUGUAAUACUUAAGCAAGCUGGCAUUGCUUAUAUAUUAU
Messenger RNA from Paramuricea clavata, 2399 nucleotides. The record is from the annotation of a GenBank genome assembly. Lineage: Eukaryota; Metazoa; Cnidaria; Anthozoa; Malacalcyonacea; Plexauridae.